AUGUUGUUGUCUUUACUUACUCUUGCCGUUGUUGGCUACGGCUCUGUCUUGAGAUCCUCUGCUGAUAACACGCUUGAUAGGAACCGCGUCCCCAAUCUCAGAAGGGAUGAUACCACGCAGCUGUUUAAUGUGACCGGCAUGGCAGGGCUGUCGGCAAAAUGCGUUCAGGCCAUGGAAUCUCCCGUGUCUUGCUCCAAUGAUGGCAUGAUGCUGCUCAGCCAAGCUGAUGCUAUCAGUGGAAUCGCGACGCCAGAAUUGCUCACAGCAGAUGAUUUGGCCGCGUUAUGCACCACAUCCUGCUCUAACUCACUUGCAUCUCUGAGCGAAGCAGUCGAAGCAGCAUGCAGUGACGACGUCUUAACUUUUGCACCAUCUAAUAGCACUGUGUAUAUACCGGGUACUGACGCCCAGGAGAGCAUCUUUGGUGGCAGUGGUGAGACUUUUCGGCCGUCUCUUGCACUGGACAUGAUGCUACUGAAGUAUAAAAUUGGAUGUCUUAGAGACAGCGCGAUUUCUGGAUCAGACGGGUGGUGUUACCUCCGAGUCAAUGAAGGCCUCACUCAGGCCUGCGACGACUGUGAGCUGGGCGCGUUCCGUGCCCAGAUGGAAGAUCCAGGGAACUAUGAUGCCGACCUGGCGGUGCAGUACACAUCACAAGUCUCUUCCUGCCACAAGUCUCUCACUCCUAUCGCCACUCCUACAAAGUCCGUCUUUAUCAGCUCAACCAUUGUGACAACAACAGAGACUUGCAGAGGAACAAUGGUACCAGUUGCAGCCAAUGCCAACUGCGAUGACUUUGCCCGCACUCAUAGUAUCGGCACGGAACAACUACUAUCACUCAACGGCCUCACCUCAGGUUGCGUGGGUUUUCCAGGAUCAAAGUCUUCCCUCUGCGUUGUGGGAUCAUGCAAGACGUACACAGUCACCAAGGAUGACACAUGUUCGACUAUUGUCAAGCAGGCCGGCAUCGCCGAUGUGCAAUUUAUAUCGUGGAAUCCCAUGCUCAGCCCUCAAGCCUGCAAUAGAGAUAUCGCAAAGAUGGUGGGACAUGUAGUCUGCAUCAGCAAUCCUCUUGGGUACACAUCUCCAAGCAACACAGGCUCAGGUCCGGUAACAACAAGCAGUUCGAUGCUAGGCCCUGUAACGGGAUUCGAUGAUUUGCCGGAUGUUUCCACUAUCUGGACGCACGCGCCUGUGACAACAACGACCCUCUCGGCAGAUGAUCCCUUUUAUACGCCAACAUAUGAGCUUGCAAAUGGAUCAAUCUCAGAUUGCUAUUUUAUGUACGACAACGAUCUUGAUAGAUUCACUUGUCUUAGCGCAUCUAGAUUAUUUGGCGUUGAUGUAAACACUUGGAUACGCUGGAAUCCUAGCGUGUGGAAGCCAGCCACCGAUGAUGCAGACUCGGACUGCUAUUUGAAUAACGCAACCAGAUACUGCGGUCUCUUCUGGGAUCCUACACUUGCGACGCUCCAUAAUGACACAGUAUCCCCUUACGAACCCAAGCCUUCGGAUGCUACUGCAGGUGCUACAGAUGAAUGCUAUAUAUGGGACAAAACACCAGCUACCGCUGAGGAUAACUUGUGUACCACAUUUAUAAGCUACUGGGGGAUCACAAUCGAUCAAUUGUACGCAUGGAAUCCUGCUGUUGGAAAUAAUUGCCAGAGCCUUUGGCUUGAUACUUCGUAUUGUGUGUCGGCCGAAGACCCCACCCCGAGCACAACAAGCUCAACCACCGCUCUUACAUCGUCAACAACAACAAGCGGUGGUCCACCGGCUCCAACAAGACCGGGUACGGUACAAGGCUGCCAAAAGUGGUAUGUCGUCAAAUCAGGCGAUAGCUGCGGCGACGUAGCCACUCAAAACGGCAUCACGAUUACCCAAUUGGUGGCCUGGAACACUGACGUUAACCCAACUACUUGCGAUGGCUUCUGGCCUGACUAUGCUUACUGUGUUAAGGGACCUACUACCUCGAGCACUUCAAAGCCACCUUCGACUACCUCAAAGCCGCCUUCCAGCACUUCGAAGCCUCCUUCGACGACCUCAAAGCCACCUUCGAGCACAGCAAGCAGCGGCGCCCCAGCUCCGACAAGACCGGGUACGGUACAAGGCUGCCAAAAGUGGUAUGUCGUCAAAUCAGGCGAUAGCUGCGGCGACGUAGCUACUCAAAACGGCAUCACGAUUACCCAAUUUGUGGCCUGGAAUACUGACGUUAACCCAACUACCUGCGACGGCUUCUGGCCUGACUAUGCUUACUGCGUCAAGGGACCUACGAUAUCAAGCACCUCAAAGCCACCUUCUACUACCUCAAAGCCACCUUCGAGCACUUCAAAGCCACCCUCAACCACCUCAAAGCCACCUUCGAGCACUUCAAAGCCACCCUCAACCACCUCAAAGCCUUCGGCAACCACCCCCGUGAUCACUCCACCUGGGCCUACGCAAUCAGGAAUUCCUGCCAAAUGUAACAAGUUUGCCCUUACGCAGAGUGGAGAUGGAUGCGAGACUUUUGCGACUCGGAACAAAAUUACUCUAGCUCAGCUGUAUUCCUGGAAUCCGGUUCUGGGUAAUGCCUGUAAUAACUUCUGGCUUGGGGAGGCGUACUGCGUCGGCGUAUCCGCUUAG
Trichoderma virens Gv29-8 is the source of this 2622-nucleotide messenger RNA. RefSeq lists its product as uncharacterized. The record is from RefSeq and is a predicted model, not a curated record. The coding region runs from base 1 to 2622 and encodes 873 amino acids. The transcript has 9 exons. Lineage: Eukaryota; Fungi; Ascomycota; Sordariomycetes; Hypocreales; Hypocreaceae.